CUUUGUGGCAGAAGAGGCACGUAUUGCAUGUAAUCCUGUUUCCUCUCUACAUGCUUUAAAGCAUGCAGAUGAAAGGUUAGGAAAGGAGCAAAAACAUUUCAAAGCCAGUGCUCUGAUGCAAAAUGUUAAACCCAUUGCAAAGAACUUUAAUGCAUUGGAAAGAGAAACCAGUACCAAACUCAACCCUUCUGCUACUCGAGAUAAAAGACAACUAGAAUGUAUCUGCUGUCAGCAAAAUCACUUCAUAUACAAAUGUGAAAAGUUUGCGGCAAUGCCUCUUGAGGAGAAGAAAAGGUUUGUCAUCAACAACAAGAUGUGCUUUGGUUGUCUGAGAGUCGGCCAUAUCUCCAAAAACUGUAGAAAGCGAGCAACUUGCAACAUCUGCAGGCAAAGUCAUCCCUCUCCACUUCAUGAAGAACGUUUACAAGGAGGAAAACCAGAAGCUUCAUCUGACGAAAGGGCUUCCAUUAGCUUAUGUAGUGUGGGAAUGGACAACUAUAAUCGCACUUCAAUGAUAGUUCCAGUAUGGCUCUCUUGUGCAACAAAGGACAGCCCAGAAAUUCUAGUCUACGCAUUGCUGGACACGCAGAGCAGUAAUACAUUCAUCAAUCAGGACAUCUGCGACAAACUUCAAGUACAUACAGAACCUGUGAAAUUAAAGCUGUCCACAAUGACUGAUCGAGCUACGAUAGAGGAUUGUCAGAGAGUAGAUGGACUAAGAGUGAGAGGCUAUAGUUUGCAAGAGUACAUUGAGUUGCCACCAGUUUACACUCAAGACUACAUUCCCUUGGAACGAGAUAGCAUUCCUACUUGCAAAAAAGCUCAGAAAUGGACCCACCUGCUCAGUGUUGCAGACAAAAUGCCAGAUCUAUUGGAUUGUCCUGUAGGGCUUCUAAUUGGCUAUGAUUGUCCAAGAGCUCUAAAGCCAACCCAAGUGAUAUCAGGGAAUGAAAACGAGCCUUACGCAGUCAAAACAGACUUAGGCUGGAGUAUAGUGGGAUCCAUAGCUCCCAAUAGUUGCUCUAGAGAUGUAACAGGGUUCUGUCAUCGCAUAUUGGUGAAGGAACUCCCAGCUAUAACACCUGCCUCUAUAAUCAGGACAUUAGAAGCUGACUUCCGGGAUACAGAUUCAAAAGAGAGGACAAUAUCUCAGGAGGACAUUCAAUUUCUUCAACAGUUGGAUGAAAGGGUUCAACACAACAGAGAAGGACAUGUGGAAAUGCCCUUACCUUUCAGAAAGCGUCCUCAGUUGCCGAACAAUAAGAAGCUUGCUGUGGUUCGUUUGAGAUAUUUGAAAAGGAAAAUGGAGAGAAGUCCUAAGUACAGAAAGGACUAUGUGAGAUUUAUGGACAGUGUCUUUAGAGAUGGAGAUGCUGAAGAAGCAACUACCACUGGAAAAGAAGACAGUACAUGGUACAUCCCACACCACGGGGUGUACCACCCAAGAAAACCAGAGAAAAUAAGAGUGGUAUUUGACUGCUCAGCCAAAUUUGAAGGCACAUCUCUAAAUGACCACUUACUCACAGGGCCAGACUUAACAAAUACUCUGACUGGAGUGCUGUGUAGAUUUCGUGAGCAUCAGAUUGCUAUUGUUUGCGAUGUGGAGAAGAUGUUCCAUCGCUUUCAUGUCAAUCUAGAUGAUCGUGAUUUCCUGAGAUUCCUAUGGUGGGAAGAAGGGAACACUGAAAAGGAACCCAAGGAAUAUUGCAUGCGAGUUCACAUUUUUGGAGCAGCAUCCUCUCCAGGGUGUGCGAACUAUGGCAUGAAAUAUCUAGCCAGCAAAUAUGAGAAGGACUACCCACUGGCAGCAAGCUUCAUUCGCAAAAACUUCUAUGUGGAUGAUGGUCUUGUCAGCAUUGAUUCCAAUGAGAAAGCCAACAAGUUGAUUAAUGAAGCGAGAGAUGUUUUGGCCAAAGGAAAACUGCGAUUACACAAGUUUGUGUCCAAUAGCAGAGAAGUUUUGAAUGCAAUUCCAGAGAGUGAACGUGCCAGUGUAGUAAAGGAUGUUGAUCUGAACUACAAUGAGCUUCCAAUGCAGAGUGUACUGGGAGUAAAGUGGAACAUAGAGACUGAUACAUUCUCAUUUAAAGUCGACCUUACUGAAAAGGCUGCUACUCGAAGGGGAAUUCUAUCAGUGGUUGCAAGUGUGUACGACCCAUUAGGUUUUCUUGCUCCCUACGUCUUUGUUGGAAAAAGAGUGCUCCAAGAGAUGUGUAAACGAGGAGUAGGAUGGGAUGAACCUCUUCCCUCUGAUCUGAAGCCAAAGUGGGAUACAUGGCUCCAUGACUUGGAAAAUCUCCAAAGGAUUCGAAUACCAAGAUGCUUCAUUCCUGAAAAUAUGGGCAAAAUCCAGAAAAUUGAACUGCAUCAUUUUUCAGAUGCCAGCAGUGAAGGUUAUGGACAGUGUUCAUAUAUCAGGACUGUUGCUGAUGAGCAAGUGCAUUGUGCGCUGGUCAUGGGAAAGGCCAGAGUAGCCCCUACAAAGGUUUUCAGCAUACCACGCCUUGAGCUGACUGCAGCCACAGUUUCAGCAUCAGUAAGUCAUCUUCUUAGAGAAGAGCUAGAUCUGGAGAUAAAUGAGGAGUUUUUCUGGACGGAUUCCCAGAUAGUAUUAGGGUAUAUCAAGAACGAAGCCAGACGCUUUCAUGUUUUUGUGGCUAAUCGUGUCCAGAAAAUAAGAGACUCUACAGAUCCAAAGCAGUGGUUCUAUGUGGAAACCAAUCAAAAUCCAGCAGACUGUACAUCUAGGGGUUCCAAGGUGGCAGACCUAAUUGACUCAAGUUGGUUGAAAGGCCCAAAGUUUCUAUGGGAAAAGGAAAUUGUUACUCAUAAAACUUCACCAAAGCUUCUUGUAGGUGACCCUGAGGUAAAAGUCCUGAAAACAGAUGCCUGUGUAAGAGACAACUUUCUUGAAAGACUAACAAGAUUCUCAGAUUGGAAUACAGCAAUCAAUGCUAUAGCUAGAAUCAAAAGACUUGUGAAAAGAGACAGAUCAGGGUUCAUUAGUGUAGAGGAGAGAGAGAAAGCAGCUCUUGUGCUCAUCAAGGCAGCACAAAAAGAAGCCUUUGAAGAAGAACUGAAAUGUCUCAGUCAAAACCCUGCUAAGCUACCGAAAAAUAACAGGUUAUACCAACUUGAUCCUGUUCUCCAGAAUGAACUGCUCAGGGUUGGAGGUCGGUUAAGAAAGUCUAACGCAGCAUUGGAGUUGAAACAUCCAAUAAUUCUUCCUAAGGAAGGCAUUGUCACACAGCUGAUACUUGACUAUUGCCACAAGAAAAUUCAACAUCAAGGUCGAGGUCAAACCUUAAAUGAGCUCAGAUCCAGUGGAUAUUGGAUAAUGGGUGCAAGCAAUGUAGUGGCCAAAUACAUCAAAAAUUGUGUUACAUGCAGAAAGCUGCGCAGACCAGUUGAAGAACAGCGCAUGGCUGACCUUCCAGCUGACAGAGUAGAACCAUCACCCCCAUUCUUGUAUUCUGGUAUUGACUGUUUUGGCCCCUUCUACACGAAACAAGGUCGGAAAGAAUUCAAACGAUAUGGUCUGUUGUUUACGUGCCUGAGCUCCAGGGCUGUACAUUUAGAAAUGUUAGAAGAUCUCACUACUGAUGCAUUUCUGAAUGCUUUAAGAUGUUUCAUAGCAAUCAGAGGAGCCGUGCGACAGAUCAGAUCCGACCAAGGCACAAAUUUCGUGGGGGCAAGGAAUGAGCUGGAGAAAGGUUUGAAGGAUCUAGACCAAGAGAGGAUCUCUACCUAUCUUGCAAGCAAACAGUGUGAUUUCCUUAUGAAUGUUCCUGAAGCAAGCCACAUGGGAGGUGUGUGGGAACGCCAGAUAAGAACAGUAAGGAGUGUGAUGAAUGCUGUUCUGGCACAAGCUAAAGGAAGACUGGAUGACACCUCAUUGAGGACAUUCUUCUACGAGGCAAUGUUAAUCGUGAAUAAUCGUCCGCUUGCCACUAACACAAUAAAUGACCCAGAGAGUCUUGAGCCCUUGACUCCUAACCAUCUGCUUACGAUGAAGACAUCAGUGCCUCUGCCUCCUCCUGGCAAAUUUAUUCGUGAAGAUCUGUACGCUAGGAAAAGGUGGAGAAGAGUGCAAUACUUGUCAGAGCAGUUUUGGAGCAGGUGGCGUAAAGAAUACCUGGCCAACUUAAGCCUCAGACAACAAUGGCACAAAGCUAGAAGAAAUGUUCAAAUUGGAGAUGUAGUGAUUGUCAAAGAGGACAAUGUUCACAGAAAUGAAUGGAGGUUAGCUAGAGUUGUUGAGACAAGUGCAGAUGAUGAUGGGCUUGUAAGAAAGGUUAAACUCCAAAUGGGACAAAGUAAGUUAGGUAAAAAGGGUGAGAGAUUGACACAAAUAACUCUUUUGGAACGUCCAAUUCAAAAAAUAGUGGUAAUAGUUGAGAACAAUUCCUAAACUACGAGUAUACACACAGUUGUCUUAACAUACAGAGUAGUGUUGUUCAAAGAAAAUGAAAAUAACUCUUAUGUUGAAAGUGUUGAAAGAAGAAUGAAAGUUAACUGACAGCUUAUAGGAAAAUUACAGGCUUAAUUGAUUUCAGUUAAAAGGUAGUAAUUUCAUAAAUCCUUGUAAUUUUGGUGGCAGUGUAGCUGACACAGAAAAGGUUUAUUUCUUGCUGAAUAUUUUGUUACCCUUUUUAAAAAGUAUUUGUUUGUUUGUUACAAAUGUUGUUUAAUAAUUGAAUGUUUAUUUGAGUAUUGUAUAUGUUUAACAAUUGCCAAUAGUGACACCUACUGGUGAAAAUAUGUAGCAUUGUACGUAUGUAGGUCACGUGGUUUGAUAAGCUGCAUUGAGCAUUGGGAAAGCACGAGGUGAUCACGAAUGGAGAAGUGUAAGAUCGUAAGAAGUAAAAGAUUAAUAAGAUUGUUUGUUAAGAAGAUCUCUAAUGUCUCCUGAAUCCUGAUUGGAAAGCACACGUUUUUCACGGUUCUCAGAUGUUUGUGAUGACAAGGGGACAGACAUUAAAACUGAAAAUCUGAAUCUG
Carassius auratus (goldfish) is the source of this 5000-nucleotide messenger RNA. RefSeq lists its product as uncharacterized. The transcript is spliced from 2 exons. Bases 116 to 4411 code for a protein of 1431 amino acids. Gene Ontology annotation, biological process: DNA integration. Gene Ontology annotation, molecular function: nucleic acid binding; zinc ion binding. The record is from RefSeq and is a predicted model, not a curated record. NCBI's taxonomy places the organism in Eukaryota, Metazoa, Chordata, Actinopteri, Cypriniformes, Cyprinidae.